GCGUGGCGGCGGCGGCCGCGGCGGGAGCGCCCGCGGGGCCGGAGGGCGCCCGCGGCUUCCGGUUCCGGUGUAACGUUUGGGCUCCGUCUCCCGGGCUGAAGUUUGUCUGAGAAUGGCUCUGUCGAAGCGGGAGCUGGAUGAGCUGAAGCCAUGGAUCGAGAAGACAGUGAAGAGGGUGCUGGGCUUCUCGGAGCCCACGGUGGUCACAGCAGCGCUGAACUGCGUGGGCAAGGGCAUGGACAAGAAGAAGGCAGCUGACCACCUGAAACCGUUUCUUGAUGAUUCUACUCUGCGAUUCGUGGACAAACUGUUUGAGGCCGUGGAGGAAGGCCGGAGCUCUCGGCAUUCCAAGUCCAGCAGUGACAGGAGCAGGAAACGAGAGCUCAAGGAAGUAUUUGGAGAUGACUCCGAGAUUUCCAAGGAAUCGUCAGGCGUGAAGAAGCGGCGGAUACCCCGCUUUGAGGAAGUGGAAGAGGAACCGGAAGUGAUCCCUGGGCCUCCCUCUGAGAGUCCCGGCAUGCUCACCAAGCUCCAGAUCAAGCAGAUGAUGGAGGCGGCUACGCGGCAGAUAGAGGAAAGGAAAAAGCAGCUGAGCUUCAUUAGCCCCCCGACGCCUCAGCCAAAGACUCCCUCUUCCUCCCAACCAGAGCGACUUCCCAUUGGCAACACUAUCCAACCCUCCCAGGCUGCAACGUUCAUGAACGAUGCUAUUGAGAAAGCCAGGAAGGCGGCGGAGCUGCAAGCCCGCAUCCAAGCCCAGCUGGCACUCAAACCGGGCCUCAUUGGCAACGCCAACAUGGUGGGCCUGGCCAAUCUCCAUGCCAUGGGCAUUGCCCCUCCGAAGGUGGAGUUGAAAGAUCAGACUAAGCCCACACCGCUGAUCCUCGAUGAGCAAGGUCGAACUGUGGAUGCCACAGGCAAGGAGAUUGAGCUGACACACCGAAUGCCUACUCUGAAGGCCAAUAUUCGUGCCGUGAAGAGGGAGCAGUUUAAGCAGCAGUUGAAAGAAAAGCCAUCGGAAGACAUGGAGUCUAAUACCUUUUUUGAUCCUCGAGUGUCAAUCGCCCCUUCCCAGCGCCAGAGACGUACUUUUAAGUUCCACGACAAGGGCAAAUUUGAGAAGAUUGCUCAGCGGUUACGGACAAAGGCUCAGCUUGAGAAGCUGCAGGCAGAAAUCUCCCAGGCAGCUCGGAAAACAGGCAUCCACACUUCUACCAGACUGGCACUGAUCGCCCCGAAGAAGGAGCUGAGGGAAGGGGACAUCCCUGAAAUUGAGUGGUGGGACUCUUACAUCAUCCCGAAUGGCUUUGACCUUAGAGAGGAAAAGCCCAAGAGAGAAGAUUAUUUCGGAAUUACAAAUCUUGUUGAACAUCCAGCCCAACUGAACCCUCCAGUCGACAGUGACACGCCAGUUACUCUGGGCGUCUAUCUUACCAAGAAGGAACAAAAGAAACUUCGGAGACAAACAAGGAGGGAAGCGCAGAAGGAGCUACAAGAAAAAGUCCGGCUGGGCCUCAUGCCCCCUCCAGAGCCCAAAGUGAGAAUUUCGAAUCUGAUGAGAGUGUUAGGAACAGAAGCUGUUCAAGACCCCACGAAGGUAGAAGCCCAUGUCAGAGCACAGAUGGCGAAAAGGCAGAAAGCGCACGAAGAGGCUAACGCUGCCCGGAAGCUCACAGCGGAACAGAGAAAGGUCAAGAAAAUUAAAAAGCUUAAAGAAGACAUUUCACAGGGGGUGCACAUAUCUGUGUAUAGAGUUCGAAAUUUGAGCAACCCAGCCAAGAAGUUCAAGAUUGAGGCCAAUGCUGGGCAGCUGUACCUGACGGGGGUAGUGGUACUGCACAAGGAUGUCAACGUGGUGGUAGUGGAAGGGGGCCCCAAAGCCCAGAAGAAAUUUAAGCGUCUUAUGCUGCAUCGGAUAAAGUGGGAUGAACAGACCUCGAACACCAAGGGAGACGAUGAUGAAGAAUCUGAUGAGGAAGCUGUGAAGAAAACCAACAAAUGUGUGCUUGUCUGGGAGGGUACAGCCAAAGACCGGAGCUUUGGGGAGAUGAAGUUCAAACAGUGCCCGACAGAGAACAUGGCUCGGGAGCACUUCAAAAAGCACGGGGCAGAGCACUACUGGGACCUGGCUCUAAGCGAGUCCGUGCUGGAGUCCACCGACUGACGCUGCUGCGGCCCUGCCUUUCCGCCCCGUGACUCUCUCGUCUUCUUCCUCCUGCCCAGCCCCACUCCGUUGUGUCUGAGCUCAAAACUGUGCCGGCGGUCCUGGGACUCAAGGGGACGUCUGUCCUCCCCCGGUCAGCCUGGUGCUACCCUUUCCCCAUAUGUGCAUAUGAUUAAAGAGUUAUUUUUAAAUGUG
Sorex fumeus (smoky shrew) is the source of this 2359-nucleotide messenger RNA. It is a transcript of the gene PRPF3, whose product is annotated as pre-mRNA processing factor 3. Gene Ontology annotation, cellular component: U4/U6 x U5 tri-snRNP complex. The record is from RefSeq and is a predicted model, not a curated record. The transcript has 16 exons. The coding region runs from base 113 to 2164 and encodes 683 amino acids. Gene Ontology annotation, biological process: mRNA splicing, via spliceosome. Lineage: Eukaryota; Metazoa; Chordata; Mammalia; Eulipotyphla; Soricidae.